Messenger RNA from Centruroides sculpturatus (bark scorpion), 1783 nucleotides. RefSeq lists its product as uncharacterized. The transcript has a single exon. The record is from RefSeq and is a predicted model, not a curated record. Bases 894 to 1556 code for a protein of 220 amino acids. Lineage: Eukaryota; Metazoa; Arthropoda; Arachnida; Scorpiones; Buthidae.
AACUGGAAGAGGAAUAUGACGAUGAUGAAACCCCUAAAUUUCUGGAGGAUGAAGUUGAGGCAGCCUUGAAAAAAUUGAAGAAUAGGAAGGCACCUGGAAUUGAUGGCUUGCAUGGAGAAUUGCUUAAGUCAAUGGGUUUUGAGGGAAGAAGGAUUAUAAGUCAUGUUCUCAAUAAAAUUCUUGCAGAACAACAACUACCCACAGACUUUACUAAUUUAAUAUUUAUACCUAUACCCAAAAUAGCAGGAACACUGGAAUACGACAAACAUAGAAUAAUAAGUUUAAUAAGCCAUAUCUCAAAAGUUUUAACUAGUACUAUCUAUAGAAGAAUAGAACCGAAAAUUGAAGUAGAACUAAAUGAUACACAAUUUGGUUUUAGAAAGAACAAAGGAACUAUAGAGGCCAUUACAUUAAUUAGACUUAUUGGAGAAAAAAUGAUUGAAAAAAACAGAGAUCUUUAUCUGUGCUUUGUGGACUAUGAAAAGGCGUUUGACGAUGUUAAUCACACAAUUUUAUUUGAAAUACUUCAAAAAAUUGGAAUAGAUAAAAGGAUAAUUAAAAUUAUUCUCUUUUUAUACAAAAAUCAGAAAGCAAUAAUAAAAAUUGACGAGGAAGAAUCCAACUGGAUAAGGGUGGAAAAAGAAGUGAGACAGGGAUGCGGACUUUCGCCACUGUUGUUUAAUAUUUACAGUGAGUGGAUGAUGCGAGAAGCACUUGAGGAUUUUAACGAAGGAGUGAAAAUCAAUGGAUGCUUAAUAAACAACAUAAGAUACGCUGACGACAUAGUCCUGCUGAGUGAAAGUAAAGAGGGAUUACAGAAAAUUCUGAAUUGACUGUUCAAAACUGGAUUGGAGAAAUUCCAUGUGAAAAUAAAUGAAAAGAAGACAAAAGUAAUGAAGGUUUCAAAGAAGGAAGAUAUGGAUGAAUUCCAGAUCAUUUUGGGAAAUAGGGAACUUGAAAGGGUUAAAAAGUUUGAAUACCUGAGAAGCUGGAUAACAAGUGAUAAUAGAUGUAAAAUGGAAAUUAAAAGCAGAAUUAAUAAAGCAAAAGCUGCCUGUUAUCAGAUUUAUCAUAUAUUAACAAACAGAGGACUUAAUAUAAAACUGAAAAUAAAGAUCCUAAGGACAAUGAUCUGGAGUGUACUAACAUACGGAUGUGAGGCAUGGACUCUUACGCAUGAAAUGAUGGAAAGAAUUAACUCAUUUGAAAUGUGGUGCUUGAGAAAGAUGCAAAGAAUAAGUUGGACGGAGAAAAUAACAAAUGAGGAAGUUUUGGACAGGCUGGGCUUGAGGAGAAGGUUACUUAUAAAUAUCCAACAAAGAAAGGUACGAUAUGCUGGACAUUUGGCUAGAGGAUCAGGAGGACAACUACUAAAGACUGUGAUUGACAGACUGGUGGAGGGGACAAGACCUAGAGGAAGACCCCGAAAGACUUGGAGAGAUAAAUCCUUUCCAGUCCAGUCUUUGAUGUUAAGAGAAGCCUGGAAUAGAGAAACAUGGAGAAGAAUAGUUCAUCAAAUGCAACCCUCUGUAGAGAGGAUGCCACUAGAUAGAUAGAUAGAUAGAUAGAUGUAUUGUUAUCACAAGAUUAAUAGAAAUGUGGCUUAUAUACUUUAAAACUGAAUUUUUUCCACUAUGUAAUUGACUUUUGUUUACGAUAUCAUAUACAGUAAUAGACAAGUUGAUAUUACUGUAUACAGUGAACCCCUUAUAUUUAUGAUAACAGAUUCACUGAAAUGGGGUAAAGAUACAUUGAUUUGGCAUCUGGACCUGAAGAAAACAAA